Colletotrichum lupini is the source of this 462-nucleotide messenger RNA. RefSeq lists its product as uncharacterized. The record is from RefSeq and is a predicted model, not a curated record. Bases 1 to 462 code for a protein of 153 amino acids. Lineage: Eukaryota; Fungi; Ascomycota; Sordariomycetes; Glomerellales; Glomerellaceae. The transcript is spliced from 5 exons.
AUGGUUACUGGCCGCGAGUCUGGACCGGAGUGGAUAGUGGACAUGAGUCGCGAUAUUGCGGGCGGUGCCGUAUUUCAGAUUGCACGGCCUGUUCGUGAGCAGAAUUCCACUUCGGAUCCCACGUGGACGGAUCGCGUUGUGGGAAUCUAUUGUGAAAAGAGACAGGUGGUUGAUGGCCCUGUCAGGCUGUCAUCGGUCAAGCCGGUGUUCGCUUUGAAAAGACUGAUUCCUCUGCACUCCGCCAUCGCCCCGCUUAGACUGAACAAGGCAGUUUGGAGCAUACACCACAUCUCACACGACAAGCCUCUCACCCACGGGUUACGAAAAUGUACCUGGAAGAUCGGAAUCACUGAAUCAGCACCAUGGUCCAGCCCCAACGAUCUGGCCGAACCGGUGCUUGAAAAACGACCACUCACCAAUGUAGGACUGAUAGCCGAGGAUAUGACUCGAGAUUCAAGCUGA